Messenger RNA from Letharia lupina, 744 nucleotides. RefSeq lists its product as uncharacterized. Bases 1 to 744 code for a protein of 247 amino acids. The record is from RefSeq and is a predicted model, not a curated record. The transcript has 3 exons. NCBI's taxonomy places the organism in Eukaryota, Fungi, Ascomycota, Lecanoromycetes, Lecanorales, Parmeliaceae.
AUGGCAGCGGCAGCAGAGGCUCUGCUCCAAGGGCCAGGCUUGCAACCUCCACCCGGAGUGAUCCCCAACCUCACGGAUCCACCCUCCCAAGUUCGCUGGGUGUACAUCACAUUGCCAAUUUGUUUGGCUGUGAGCACACCAUUCGUCUGGAUAAGACUGUGCACAGUGUUCUUCAUUCUCAAGUCGCAUGGAUGGGCGGACUAUGCCUCCGCGACGGCGUGGGCAUUCCUGGUGGGGUACUGUACAUCUAUGUACUUCACCGCCGAGUAUGGCGGCGGAGUCCAUCAAUGGGAUGUACCAUUGGGUCGUGUUUUAGAAUUCGCAAAGCUAGCAAACACAACCGAAAUCCUCUACAGCCCUGCCAUCUUCCUCGCCAAACUUUCCAUCCUCCUCAUGUAUCGCCGCCUCUUCGACACAGCCGGCACCGGCAAAACCCACCAUCUCAUCCACAUCCUCAUCUGGGCCAACCUCGCUUUCUACUUCCCCUACCUCUUCGCCAGCAUCUUCCAAUGCGUACCCCGCGCUCGCAUCUGGAAUCCCACCCUCAAAGGCGGCUGUGUCAACCUGCAAGCCGCCUUCAUCGCCGCUUCCGCGAUCAACGUCGUCUCCGACUUCUCAAUCCUCCUCCUCCCACUCUACCGCAUCUCAAAACUCAAACUCCCAACCAGGCGCAAAAUCGGCGUCUUGGCCAUCUUUGCCGUCGGCUUAUUGUACGCACCCCUCCUCUCCCACCCCACGUCCUGA